Molecule: messenger RNA, 2016 nt
Organism: Coregonus clupeaformis (lake whitefish)
Lineage: Eukaryota; Metazoa; Chordata; Actinopteri; Salmoniformes; Salmonidae
Product: phosphatidylinositol 4-phosphate 5-kinase-like protein 1
Exons: 10
Coding region: 250-1614 (454 amino acids)
Biological process (GO): phosphatidylinositol metabolic process
Molecular function (GO): phosphatidylinositol kinase activity
Source: RefSeq, a predicted model, not a curated record
AUUGCCCAACCCGCUUACCCUGGUAUACGGCGCUAGGCCUACUCUUGACUGAAAAAGACGCCGACCGCUGUCAUCAAAAUGUGUUUAUUUAAAUCUUUACGGUACAAAAUGCUAUCCAAACGUAUAUGAAAACGGUAAACGCAUAGGCUUCAAAUAUAUCUCCAUAGAUUUUCACUGAAUUCAGAUACAUCCCUUGUACAGCAAGCCAUCAAAACAUAAAGGACAACACAAGGAAAUCAGGCUGGUAAGAUGGAGAAGAGGAGCGGUCUGCGCCUGUGUCACUUUGGGACAGCCAGGCGGAGGCGAUGGUGGGGUCUGAGGAGAAGAUGGAUUUACAUUUACAUUACAUUUACAUUUACAUGGAGGAUGCUGGGGCUGUUUAAGAUCAACCAGGAACAUGACUUAUGCAGCCUCACCUGUCUUAUGAAAGAGGGCCUGCAUGCUGCCCUACAGACCAGCAACGACACAACAAUACCUGAUAAACUUUCUGCUGAACAUUACAAAUUGGCGGAGACUCAAGUCCACAAGGACUUGGAGAUGCAGACGUUUGCAGGGCCGGUGUUUGCCAGCCUGCGGCGCUCCCUGGAUAUAACAGAGGAGGAGUACCAGAGGUCCCUCUCUUCAGACGGCUGCUAUCUACAGUUCAUCAGCAACUCCAAGAGCAAGGCUGACUUCUUCCUCACGAAUGACAAGAGGUUCUUCCUAAAGACACAGAAAACACGGGAGGUUACCUUUUUCCUAUCCAACCUGAAGGCAUAUAUGGAUCACUUGGAGAAAUACCCCCACUCACUGAUGGUCAGAUUCCUGGGUCUCUAUAGUAUCCAAAUUCCAAAUAAAACAAAGAAGUAUUUCAUUGUGAUGCAGAAUGUGUUUUACCCGGACGAGAGGAUUAAUACCAGAUAUGACAUCAAGGGCUGUGAGGUGGGUAGGUGGACUGACCCUGCAUCUACGGGAAGCCCAGUUACUAAGAUUCUGAAGGAUAACAACUUUGAAGGAAAGCACAUCAUUCUGGAUCAGCAGCGCUCCUGGCUUGUGGAUCAGGUUGAAAUAGACUCUGCCUUCCUCCGUAGCCUCAAUGUGCUUGACUAUAGUAUCCUGCUGGCCCAUCAACCCUUGCACCAAGACGAGCAGGACAGGAAGCACUCCUUUAGUAACCUGACUAUGCGCACUGCAAAGUCCAUGGACCAAGACAGUCCCACAGAGGAAGAUCCCCCCACUAUUCCGUUGUUGGAGGGGGACUCUGCUCGACUGGCAUCAGAUACAAUAGACAGUGGGUCAAACCACAUCCAGAAUACAGGGGAACACUCUGGCCAUGGAAUCCCCCUCCAGGAGAUAAACCUACACUCAGUAAACCGUACAGAUGCAGAACUCCAUGAGUUCCAUGCUCAUCACCGUAGGCUGCUGCCUAAUUUAAAAAACUCAGUGCAUGUCAUAGACGGACCAAAGCUGCGCUACUUUGUGGGUAUUGUAGACUUUUUCACUGUGUAUGGUGUGAAGAAAAUGCAGGAGAACCUGUGGAAGAGUCUGCGCUUUCCUGGCAGAGCCUUCUCCACUGUCAGCCCAGCUACCUACUCACAGAGGUUCUGCCAGUGGGUAAAGGACCACACCAAGUAAAACAGGGACACUGUGAGAGAUAGAUACAUUGCUAGAAACACAAAGUCCAUUGAAAGAAACAGAAGAGAAUGUCAAGUGAAUAAUCAAACUGGGCAUCAUUUUUUUGUUUGUUUUGUGAACAGCAUGAACAGUAGGUGGCAUCAAAUAGCUUCUGUUGCAGUGGAAGCCUAUUUCAAAAUACAUACUGUACAAACAACUUGUCAUGUAACUUAUGUUAUUCAAUUUGUUCAUAUUAUGGUAUUCUAUGUGUUAUAUUAUAUAAAAAAUGAUCUAGAGGAAUUUUACUGAAGUGAUAUUUACCCCCAAACAAUUAUGUGUCAGGUUUCUCAAAAAUCAUACAUGAAUGUGUAUAAAAAUGUAUUGGAAUAAGUCGUUAAUAGAAAAUCAAUAAUAAAACCUGUC